Limulus polyphemus (Atlantic horseshoe crab) is the source of this 6588-nucleotide messenger RNA. RefSeq names its product plexin-B-like. The transcript has 27 exons. Gene Ontology annotation, biological process: regulation of cell migration; negative regulation of cell adhesion; regulation of GTPase activity. The record is from RefSeq and is a predicted model, not a curated record. NCBI's taxonomy places the organism in Eukaryota, Metazoa, Arthropoda, Merostomata, Xiphosura, Limulidae. Gene Ontology annotation, cellular component: semaphorin receptor complex. Gene Ontology annotation, molecular function: semaphorin receptor activity; protein binding. Bases 882 to 5279 code for a protein of 1465 amino acids.
UCGUAGUUCUUGGCCGUGUUGGCAUUUCUGAUGUUCAGUGUUCAUUGUUUAACUUGUUAACUGAUUAUCUAUUAUUGUUUUUUAUUGUGCUUGGGUAAUCGUAUUAAAAGCGUCCUUUAGCGUCAUAUUUAUGGAUGGUAAUAAGUAAGAUAAAAUUUAGUUUGCAUCAUAUAGUCCUUCAUUGUUUUAGCAUUUGUACAUCGUUUUAAAUGACAUAUUUGGCAUCUAGAAUUCAGUAGUUGUAUAGCUUAGGUUGCCGGACAUUAGGACACAACUGACUGGAUACCCCAUGUGACGUCACUAUGUGAUAAUAUAAGUCAAGAGCCCUAUUUACAGAGAUUCCUUACGUGCACGAAGCGAAGCACGGGAAAGAAGUGGGGGCCUGGCGGUCCUUUAAAGGUUUCACAAAACGUAGAACAAAUCCUAUGCUCAGUGCUAUAUUUUACCAACGCUGUGAAGAAAUGUUUCAGUGUUCGGUAGUCAACCGUCCACUAACAUUCAACAACUGUCUGUUGCCAUAAGUUGUUUAGCUCUUGUGCUGUUCGAACAUUUCUUAACUCAGUGACUGUUCACCUGAAACAUCGUAAUACUAUAUCAAGCAGUAUUUUAUAGAUGAUAUUAAUUUCCGUUAUAAACGCAGAUAUUAUAUAAUCGCUCUUUUUUUUUUACCUUUUCUUACACGAUAGCGUAGUGAUAUAUUCAAACAUGCGGAGUAAGUAGGACUAUCUGCCAUUGCUACAUUCUCAGUGUCGUGUGCAUUUACAGGUUUGCGGUGUACAUGUGAGUGAACAAGUGUCCGCAUAUGGACAUGUGAAGAGGGUGACAUCAACUGUGUCAAUGUUAAGCUGAGAUAUUGCGGGACAGAGACUCGCUGCCGGGUCAUGAACCGAACACCUGUGAAUAGUCUGUUUCGGUGCCCAUUGUUACCAGCGAUGACGUCGCUUUGUGAUGAUGAGGUUGGCUUAUCAUCGAAGGUGCAGAGAAGACUCAGCAGAAUGAAGACAAAGAGGUGGAAAUGGGAACUUUUUCAUAAUGUGGGCGUGGCGUGUAUUUUGGUGUUAAGUUUGUGGUGCACGGCAGUAGCUUCAGAACACAACAACAUUUAUGCGUCCUAUGCUACAUUUAAUGAAAGUGUAAACUUUACUCACAUGGUGGUGGAUCCUCGUUCUGGCCGAGUGUACGUAGGGGCUACAAACUGGCUGUAUCAGUUCAACAGCUCACUAGACAUGGAAGCGGAAGUUGAAACUGGACCUGUCCAGGACAGCAUCCAGUGUUCUCCCACAGACUGUAGUAACCUGCGAAAAGUUGCCACAACUAACUUCAACAAAGUUCUAGUCAUUGACGAUGAAGCUGGUAUGUUACUUGUUUGUGGAAGUGUCCACCAGGGAGCGUGUCGUCGUCAUAGUUUGACAAAUAUCUCAAUCUUGGAAGAGCUCAUUCCAGUUCCUGUAGCUGCUAACGAUGAAAAUUCUUCAACUUAUGCCUUUAUUGGUCCGGGUCAUUAUUUCGGUCAUCUUUCGCGGGUCUUUUACGUUGCUACCACCAACAGCCGCUUAGGGCCAUACAGAGACAUGGUUCCGGCAGUUACUAGUCGUAGUUUGGACGACGGACAGGGCAAGCUGUUCAAUAUCAUUGAAAAGUCUUUUUCAACCAUAGCUCGCGUGGACAUAAGUUCACAUCUUAGAGACUACUAUCUGGUUAACUACAUUUACGGAUUUUUCUCUGGAGAUUUUGUCUACUUUGCAACGGUUCAGAGGAAAUCUCACUUGAGAGCAUUGGAGGAGUGGGGCUUCGUUACCAGGUUGGCCCGUGUAUGUACAUCUGAUGCUGGUUACAAUACUUAUACAGAGUUAACGUUACAAUGUCUCGGAGAAGAUGGGGUCGACUACAAUCUGCUACAAGACGCCAGUCUUGUGGCAUCAGGAUCUGACCUGGCCGAAACUCUUCAGGUUCCUACAGGCAGUGAUGUCCUGGUUGGUGUAUUUGCCCAAAGUGCUGCCGACCACACAUCUAGACCAGCCCGAAAAUCAGCUCUAUGUGUUUUUUCUUUAGCGGAAAUAGAGCAGCGUUUUACUGAAAACAUUCACAUGUGUUAUAACGGAAGUGUGGUCACUCGCAACAUGGAUUACAUCGCAGGAAGUAUAAAAGACUGCCCAGAACCAGGGAAAGGGGGCAACGUGUUUGACUUUUGUAAAGAAGCCUUGAAGGUCAACGGUUCAGUCCCCAUAACAGGAUUUGCUGCUCUCAUCGAUAACAAUGUAACGUACAGUGCGAUAACCACAACCAUAACAGCACAGCACACUGUGGCGUUUGUGGGGACCAAAGAUGGCCGCCUGAAAAAGGUGCUUCUUAGCAGCAGAGAGAUGGCAGAAGAAUUUGAAGAAGUUGUUGUUGAUCCUGGAAAUCCAAUUACUUCUGAUCUACAUUUGGAUCCCACCAAGAAAUUUGUUUAUGUUCUUUCACCAUAUACAGUAAGUAAAGUUGUUAUUCUUCAACUGAGAGUGAUCCCUCUCCUGGCCAUUGACAAACACCAGAUAGCAGAGACUGAAGAUAAAAGAACUCUGGCAAGCAACAGUCAGGUUAGUUGCCGCACCACCAGAGCUCCAUAUCCUUGGUACAACGUGACUCAGCUGAUCCUCCGUAUUGAUAAUGCAACUCUUACUCUCCCAAGCCCUUUCAUCUACACAGAAGAUCCAAGCAUACUUCGAAUCUACCCUCUAAAGAGUUUUGUAAGUGGUGGAAGAAGCGUCACAGUUGAUGGAACAUAUUUGUCUUCCAUUCAGCAACCUUGGAUGGCUGUAUUCAAAGAUAACUUUCGCCUCAAUAAAACGCUCUGUACUGUACACAGUCACAGUCAGAUGGUUUGCCCUUCUCCAGCCAUUACCCAAGAGGUUGAAAGGUUCCUUGCUAGCCAAGGCAAAAGUGUUAUGGAGGCCUCUGAUCAGCUGAAAUUUCGAAUAGGAUUUGAGAUGGAUGAAGUGAAGAGUGUAUUGGAGCUACAGAAAAACUUUCCUACCCUUCACUCAGACAUGACUUAUGUCCCUGAUCCUCAGUUUUCUAAUUUCAAGAAAGAUGGUGUUAAACAAUACAAAGGGGAAUCUUUAGUAAUUGAGGGCAAGGACCUUCUGUUAGCUACUACAGAAUCUGAAGUUGUGGUGACAGUUGGAACUCGAACUUGUAACCUGACCUCAUUGACCAUGACCCAGUUAGUGUGCCUACCUCCACAAGACCAACCCCCAGUCAGUGAUGAGCAAAGAACGGACACUGAUCUACCUCUGGUGGUGGUGCACAUUGGGUCCAACUUACAAUAUGACAUUGGAUACCUGCGUUAUGAAGUGACAAAGGCAUAUGAAUUUCCAACAGAGGCUAUAUGGGGUAUUACUGCAGGGGGUGGGCUGCUCAUGGUCUUAAGUGUGGUGAUUCUUAUCAUCUUACGACACAAGAGCUCUCAAGCAGAACAGGAAUACAAACGUAUCCAGUUGCAGAUGGAUACCUUGGAAAAUAGUGUUCGAUCUGAGUGUAAGCAAGCUUUUGCAGAACUUCAGACAGACAUGACAGAUAUUACAAAUGAUCUUCACGCCUCUGGGAUCCCAACGCUAGACCACAGGACAUUUGUCAUGAAGGUGUUUUUUCCAGGUGUUUGUGACCAUCCUUUGUUACAGGAUAAGAUGAUGUCCAAUGGGUUCUGUAGUAAUUAUGAUGUGGCUAUGAACCAUUUUCAACAGCUCUUACUUAACAAGACAUUCCUCAUCCUCUUCAUUACUGUUUUAGAAUCACAAAAAACCUUUACUAUACGAGACAGGGUCAAUGUAGCAUCUCUGCUGAUGAUCAUUCUAAUGGAAAAGAUGGAUUAUGCUGCUGAUGUACUUAAGAUGCUUCUUGGACAUUUAAUAGACAAGUCAGUCACUACAAAGCACCCACAGCUGAUGUUGAGGAGGACAGAAUCAGUUGUAGAAAAAAUGCUCACUAACUGGAUGGCAUUAAACAUGUAUGAUUAUUUAAAGGAAAGAGCAGGCAGAAGUCUAUUUUUACUUUUCUGUGCUGUGAAACAUCAAGUUGAAAAAGGACCAAUUGAUGCAGUGACAAAUGAUGCCCGAUAUUCUUUGUCAGAGCAGAGACUGUUGAAAGAUCACAUUGAGUAUUCUACAGUGACAAUACAUCUGCUUAAAGAUGAUCAAGAUGAAAAAAUUCAGACAAAAGUGAAUGACUGUGAUACCAUAGGUCAGGUGAAAGCCAAAAUAUUGGAUGCUUUGUACAAGAAUACACCAUUCUCUUUACGCCCUUCUGUAUAUGAAGUUGAUUUAGAGUGGAGACAUGAACGUGGAGGUCACUUGACUUUGGCUGAUGAAGAUUUGACUACUAAAACUUCUAGUGGAUGGAAGAGGUUGAACACACUGAGACAUUAUGGAGUGAGAGAAUUUGCUGUAAUGAGUCUAGUCACCAAACAAAACAGCUUUAGUUCCAAUAGCACAGGAAAUGCUUCCUUGAGCUCUGUGACUCCAAUAAUCAACUCCACAGAUGUAGAACAGGGAGUCAGGUACUGGCAUCUAGUCAAACCAAUAGAUGACCAUGUAGGUCAGCAGAAAGACCAUAGCCAUAAAGCCAUAAGACCUGAAAUUUUCCUCACAAGGUUAUUGUCCACAAAGGGAACUGUGCAGAAGUUUGUUGAUGAUUUUUUGUCAACAGUGUUAACUGUUGGUGAUGAUUUUCCACCACCAAUUAAAUGGCUAUUUGAUUUGCUGGACAACAUGGCAGUUCAGCAUGGAAUAACUGACCCUGAUGUUGUUCAUGCUUGGAAGAGUAAUAGUCUACCCUUGAGGUUUUGGGUGAACUUCAUUAAAAACCCAGAUUUUAUCUUGGACAUCAACAAAACUCCUCUGCUUGAUUCCUGCCUCUCAGUCAUUGCCCAGGCUCUCAUGGAUGCAUGUUCUACCUAUGAACAUAGACUUGGAAAGGACUCACCUUCAAAUAAGCUACUAUUUGCCAAGGAUAUUCUUUCUUACAAGAAGAUGGUGACAAAAUUCUAUGAAGAGGUAGCAUUGUUACCUGCCAUCACUGAUCAAGAGAUUAGUGCCAAUAUGCAGAGGCUUUCAGUGGAACAUCAUGGAGAAUUUGACACUAUGAAUGCAGUAAAAGACCUCUACAUCUAUGUUGAAAAAUACAUACAAGAGAUCUGUGAAGCUCUAAAGGCUGAUCCUACAUGUAUUCAGGCUCAUCUAGCACAAAAACUUGAAAUGGUAAUUUGUGCUUUGCAAGGAGAAGAAACUUCCCUGUGUUGAAGAAAAAUAUAUAUAACAGUAGUUUAUUAAAGGGUGCCAAAAACAAUAAAUCGAGCUUCAGGAGUGUUUCACAGAGAUGGUGGAAUGUUUUAUUUAUCUGUGGAAUCAAAACCAUCAUACCAGUAGUAUGGAUGGCAAACUAUGCAAACUACACUGAAUAUAAGUGUAAAGGUUCACAUGGAAAUUAUGAUAUAACAUAAAAAAGAUGUUUCACAAUGAUAUAAAUAUACUCAAACUUGCUAGUGCUUACAUCCAUGUAAAGAGUCGAUGAACUGAAUCUUGUCAGCAACAUUCCAGUAGCAGAAGGCCAAAGAAUCCAUUGAUAUUGACUCUCCUAAGUGAGAUCAAUAAGUAGAUGUUUUUACCAUUUUUCUUGACCUCAUUAACAUUAAUGUAUGUUUGUAAAAUAACUGCCAGUGCCUGUUCGAAAACACAGGGUUUUCUUAAUUUAAUGGACAUGGGAAGAAUGUUUGUAUAUGUAUAUAUAUAGAUAUAUAUUAAUGUACAUCAAAUCUGUAGAUUUGGAAUAAUGUGAUGACAGGGGCUAAGCGAAGUCAAACUUGAAGGGAUUUCCUAUGCAGCAUUACAGUUCAAUAGGACAGAAUAUUUUUAGACUGGUGUUUUAGAAUGUGGGAAAAUGGGUAUGUAUGUGUUAAGAAGGUUUUUUCUUGUUUUUAUAAAAGAAAGGACUUUUUCAUUUUAAAUGUCUUGUUGUUCUUGUAUAGAUUAGGUUAAUAAGAUAAUAAUACCUUGUGUAAUUAAAUAGAAUCAUACAACUAGUUUUUGCCUGUGAUACGCUUUUUGGUUUUAUUUUAAAGUGUAGCUAUUGUUGAAGAGAGUUGUUCUCACAAAAUUAUCUCAUCCAUUCUGUAAUUUGAGAUAAUUCUUUUACAAAGUAAUUGAACAUUAUGGUGUGUCUUUAAAUAUUAUAAGUUAAAGCAUGCUUUACAAAAUUUUAAUUAUUCAGUGAUAGUUUACCUACAUGAUUGACUGAUGGUGUUUUGUAUUGACCAUUAUGAUGAUAGGCAACCUUAAUCAAGUUUUGUGCAUUUUUUUAUUUGGUAUUUAUUGCAAGCUUCUAUGUACCUGUGUGUGAACUUCUCGCUAAAAUAUUAUACUUACAUUUGUAAAAAAAAAAUUGUGUCUUUAUGUGCACAUGUACUUAACUGAUGUAUACAUUGAACAGUAACUUGUUUCAAAAAGUAGGGUUUGUUUUGCUUUGCUUCCGUACUUUGUCAGGUAUUUUUCUACCGACAGGUAAUUCUGUAACUGUACUGACAAACAAUAAAAUAUUGGUUAAACAAAGUUA